AUGCUAAAGACACUGCCAGAGAAUCAGAAAAAACGAUGGGACCAACAUGUCUCGAAAGUUGUACACGCAUAUAAUUGCACGAGAAAUGAUGCUACCGGUUUCUCGCCAUUUUUCCUACUUUUCGGUCGUUCUCCAAGAUUAUCGAUAGAUUUGAUGUUUGGUUGUAACAAAGUUGAAGACAGACUCAAACAUAAAGAUUAUGUGAAAAAGUGGUCUAGUGCAAUGAAUGACGCUUAUACUUUCGCCAGCGAACAUGCUACUAAAAACAGUUCAAAAGGAAAGAGACAUUAUGAUAAAGGUGCGAGAUAUUCCACGUUAAAGCCUGGUGAUCGUGUACUAGUAAGGAAUUUAAGUGAACGGGGUGGUCCUGGGAAGUUGCGAUCGCACCGGAAGAAAGACAUUCACAUUGUCGUAAAUUGCAUGCCGGACAGUCCCGUGUAUGAGGUGAAACCAGAAGCGAAAGACGGAAGGAAACGAUUACUUCAUCGGAAUCUUUUGUUGCCGCGCGAUUUCCUACCGCUCACACCGGAACCACAAGAAAAAACAAGUCAAGUUCAAGAAAAAACAAGUUCAAAAGAAGGGUAAAAGCCCAAUUGAAACUGCACACGGAACAGCAGAACAGUGUGAAAGUGAUAGUGAUGACUCGAAGAAUUUUAGUCGAGGACCUGUAUAUGAGUUUGUAUGCAUUUCAUUUAGGACAGAUAAUCUCAACUGUUUUAGGGCAAGUUGACCAUGACGGUCAACAUGGUAACGCUGCCCGAACCCCAAUCCGGGCCGAAACGUCCGAAACUGACCACACCCAAAAACGACGCUUUCGCCACACUGCUAUCUACCAAACCAUAAAAGCUUUGGCUAUUCUGAGGUGCUUAUAUGGUUCAGAGAUGGUACUUUUGGGGGUGAUCAUUGGUAAGUGUGAAAUGCCUAGCACUAAUAUUUCACAAGAAAAUGACCAUGCAAUAAUCAUAGUUAAACGUCAAUUUGUGGCUUGCAACUUCAGAUAAACAGCAGUGGACUUACAUUACCUUUUUCCCUAAAUUUUUUUGAUAGAAACAUAAUUGCUACUUAUUUAAAUAUAUUAUCACUGGUUUGGUGUAAAAUAGUUAAUAUUUUCUGAACGAAAUAAUAAUUUGAAAUGUGCCUAUCUCCUGCAAAUGGACGUAUUUGGCCAAGUUCUCCACUUUACUCCGCUGUUUAUCGGCGAUCUCGUCGACAUCCUACAAAAAAUGUAAAUCAUCUCAGACAUAAUGGUAUCAAGAACAUUUUAAACAAGUUUCAACUUGGUUUAAAGUAGCCGGAUCAUACCUGUUUAACCAUCGACAAGGUAAAUCCACAACUUUGUCCAAAUUCGGCGCCAUUUUGUCAUCCCAUGUCGGUUGUCAACAAUUCGGCCUUGUUACUCUUCCAUCCAAGCCAUUUCUAUUCCACUAAUAAUAAAUUUAACCCGUUCGUAAUUUGUACGUUUUUGGGUGUGGUCAGUUUCGGACGUUUCGUCCCGGAUUGGGGUUCGGGCAGCGUUACCAUGUUGACCGUCAUGGUCAACUUGCCCUAAAACAGUUGAGAUUAUCUGUCCUAAAUGAAAUGCAUACAAACUCAUAUACAGGUCCUAGACUAUUUGAUUCAAAUAUUACCUGAACAGAGAAAUUUUGAAAAUGAUUCAUUACAAGGAAACGAAGCGGUUGAUCGAAGUGAACCUGAUACGGCGGAUCCAGCAGAUGAUAUAGCGCAAAACCAAGCUGCAGAGAACACCCAGGAGCCUAACCCGAACACGGAGCUGGAAGAGCAACAGAAUGAAGAACUAAUACAACCUGCAACAGAGAAUCCCCACCUACCCCACCAACACGACGAAGUACGCGAGUAA
This is a messenger RNA of Paramuricea clavata, 1858 nucleotides long. NCBI's taxonomy places the organism in Eukaryota, Metazoa, Cnidaria, Anthozoa, Malacalcyonacea, Plexauridae. The record is from the annotation of a GenBank genome assembly.